AUGGGAAAGAGAAAUUUCAGAAGAGGUAGAAGUGAUAAGAAAAACUUUGGUAAGAGACCAGAAGCUAGUGGUGACGAUAGAGGUAGUAGCUGGACCGAAGCAGUUAGAGAAAGUGAAAAAUGGGAAAAGUAUUAUAAGGCUAUGAAUAUUAUUCCAGAAGAUGAAUGGGAUAGUUUCAAAAGUGCAUGUCAAGACAGUCUUCCUUUGACUUUCAGAAUUACAGGUUCCAGAGCCCAUGCCAAUGAAAUCAAAGAAAAAUUCAUCAACGAUCAUGUCUCAAAAUUAAGGGAUACAGAAUUUGAAGGCAUCAAAUUAACUCCAAAUACUUUAGCAUAUUAUCCUGAUGAUCUUGGAUGGCAAUUACAUGUUUCUAAAGGCGUAAUUAGAAAACAAAAAGAGUUUGCCAAAACUCAACGUUUCUUAGUCAUUGAAACUGAAGUAGGUAAUAUUUCAAGACAAGAAGCUGUAUCGAUGAUUCCACCAUUAUUAAUGGAUGUGAAACCACAUCAUGCUGUCUUAGAUAUGUGUGCAGCUCCAGGUUCUAAAACUGCCCAAUUAGUGGAAGCUUUACAUGCUGAUGACGAUAAGAAAUUAGCCACUGGGUUUGUCAUUGCCAAUGAUUCAGAUUAUAAAAGAUCUCAUAUGUUAGUCCAUCAAGUCAAAAGAUUAAAUUCUCCAAACUUCAUGGUUGUCAAUCAUGAUGCAACCCUUUUCCCAAGAAUUAAGUUGAAUAAUGCUACUGAAUUCUUAAAAUAUGAUAGAAUCUUAUGUGAUGUGCCAUGUUCAGGUGAUGGUACUAUGAGAAAAAAUGUUAAUGUAUGGAAAGAUUUCACCGUUGGUAAUGGUUUAGGAUUACAUCCAUUACAAAUUAACAUCUUGAAUAGAGGUUUACAAUUAUUAAAGAAAGGUGGAAGAUUAGUAUAUUCAACUUGUUCUAUGUCACCAGUAGAAAAUGAAGCUGUUGUUUCAGCAGCUUUAAGAAAAUGGGGAGACCAAAUUAAAUUAGUUGAUUGUGAUCAAGAAUUAAAAGGUUUAAUUAGACGCCAAGGUAUUAAUGAGUGGCAAGUGUUUGGAAAAGAUAUGGAAGUCAGAGAAAGAGGAGCAGAAGAUGUUCCAGAGACUGUUUUCCCUCCAUCAGAAGAAGAAGCUGCCAAAUUCAAUUUAAACCGUUGUAUUAGAGUCUAUCCUCAUUUACAAAAUACUGGUGGUUUCUUUAUUACCGUUUUUGAAAAGUUAGAUCCAGAAUCAGGUAAGAGAUCACUCGAUGAUGCCGCUGAAGAAAGUGUUGUAAAAAAGGUAAAGACUGAUAAUGUCUCCACCGAUGUUAAGCACAGACCUCAAAGAAAAGAAAAAUUACCAAGAGAUGCAAAUGAAGAACCUUUCAUCUUCUUAAACCCUGAACACCCAGAGCUUGAAAAAUGUUGGCCAUUUUAUGAUUUUAAGGAUUCAUUCCCUAAAGAUUCUACUUUAGUUAGAAAUGCCACUGGUGAACCAUUGAGGACUAUCUAUUAUGUUGCUCCAAUAAUAAAGGAAAUCUUAACUAUAGAGGAACAAAAACUUAAAGUUAUUCAAUCAGGUAUCAAAUUAUUUGUUGCUCAACGUAAUGAUGCUGGAAAUUGUCCAUGGAGAGUUCAAAAUGAAUCAUUACAUACCAUCAGAACAUUCUUAGGUGAGAAAAGACAAUUAACUUGUAACAUGAAGCUUUUAGAAGUUUUAUUCCAAGAAGCAUUUCCAAAGGUUAAUGAAAUCAGAGCAUCUGGAAUUGAUCCAGAAUUUUCACAAAGAUUAGAUACCAUGGAAGAAGGUUGUAUCUUUUUAACUGUGAAAAGGGAUAAUUUAGAAGAUUUAUUCUUACCAUUAUGGAAAGGAAAAUCUAAUGUAAAUUUAAUGGUCAAUAAGAAAGAUACUCACGAGUUACUUUAUAGAGUAUUUGAUAUUGAAACCUCAUCUAAGGAUCAAGGGAAAGAAGCUGUCUACCAAAAGAAGGUUGAAGCUGAAAAGAAAGCUAGAGAAUCUGUUGAACCUGAUUCUAGUGUUCAAGUUUCUGCUACUGAAAGUCCUGAAGCAUGA
Messenger RNA from Scheffersomyces coipomensis, 2070 nucleotides. Its product is annotated as tRNA (cytosine-5-)-methyltransferase. Lineage: Eukaryota; Fungi; Ascomycota; Pichiomycetes; Serinales; Debaryomycetaceae. Gene Ontology annotation, molecular function: tRNA binding; tRNA (cytidine-N5)-methyltransferase activity. The coding region runs from base 1 to 2070 and encodes 689 amino acids. Gene Ontology annotation, cellular component: nucleus; cytoplasm. The record is from RefSeq and is a predicted model, not a curated record. The transcript has a single exon. Gene Ontology annotation, biological process: tRNA methylation.